This is a messenger RNA of Acanthocheilonema viteae, 1218 nucleotides long. The record is from the annotation of a GenBank genome assembly. NCBI's taxonomy places the organism in Eukaryota, Metazoa, Nematoda, Chromadorea, Rhabditida, Onchocercidae.
AUGUACCGUCCGGACGCCUACAAAUGUUCUAUACGCAAUGAAUUUAUUUUAUCAGAACAUGAAAUGUUUUUAAAAAUUGACCAACAACAUAUAAAUGUUAAUGAUUUGUUAGAGUCAUUCCGUUCAGUUGUGAUUUACUUGCUCAUCAACGCCAAUUUAAUUCAGGCUUUAUCACGGAUCAUACUGCAAGAUCCAGAUCAUCCAGUGGCACUUCGAGCAACACUUUUGUUUCACGAUCUUUUACUUGCAAGUUCGACUUGUCUACCAAUGGAAUGGAGGCUGCGAGUUCUAAGUUUGCCAACACUUGUUCAUGGUGCUUGUCAAAUAUUCAGCGAAUCGCAUAUUUUAAAAAAGGGUUUCUUAGAUGACAAUGAUUAUAAAAUGGACAAAGUCUUUCUAACAUAUGCUGACCAAAGGAAUGUUAUUGUUCUGCUGAAUCGUUUGGAUGUCUUGAACAGUAUAGCAUCAGCACAGAAAGCGCAGCAACUUCCAAUUACCAAUCUCCAGCUUUUCGUACAAAGUAGCCCAACUGCGAUAAGGUUGCAUAAGUCGAAGUUGUCGAACAUGAACUAUUGUAAUGAAGAUGGAGAUACCGAAUAUAAUGAGAAAAUGUUGGAGAGAUUGCUUUUCAAAGCAAUGGAAUCUGACGGAAGGCUUUGUUGGCCUAUUGUUGACAAACUGUUCCAGCUUCUUCAGAUUUACUAUUCCAAUAAAGAUGUACCCAUCAAAUAUUCCAGAGAGUUUUACAACAUUUUUAAAAUGGUAUUCAAAUUUAUCAGUCCAGCAGAAAGCUCGUUGACUAGCUUUGAUGGCGAUCGUUUUGUUAUCAUAUGUUGUUGUCGCGGGAUACAUGUUUCACUGCUGUUUGCCGCACGAGAAGCACAAUAUAAAAAACUAUUAGCAGAUUUUAUUAAUGACUUUAUAGCGAGUAUAUCAUCGGAUGCAUUGUUGAAUGGACCACUAUCUCCUAAGAAUCUAUUCUUGGAUACUGGUACGAUAUAUUAUUUUGCAUUCAUUGGUGCUAUAUCUUCAAUCGAAGAAGGAAGACAGAUGCUGGAAGCGACGCCAUUGCUACAAUUUAUAGCACCAUUAAUUUACCGUUUCACACUUUUGUCACCAGCAGCUCAUUUAAAUGUUAUCAGAUGUAACGUUACACUAUAUUUCACUCUUGAAGUUAGUUAUUACGAUGUGCAUUCCUUAGGUAACUUUCGUUCAUGA